Recurvomyces mirabilis is the source of this 543-nucleotide messenger RNA. RefSeq lists its product as uncharacterized. Bases 1 to 543 code for a protein of 180 amino acids. The record is from RefSeq and is a predicted model, not a curated record. NCBI's taxonomy places the organism in Eukaryota, Fungi, Ascomycota, Dothideomycetes, Mycosphaerellales, Teratosphaeriaceae. The transcript is spliced from 2 exons.
AUGGCAUGUUCCUGGGAGGCCGCCAAUAUUGCAGUUGCACCUCGUAUGCCUGUUGAGGUAUGGGUCAAGGCUCUGCCUGAUUUCGACUUCAAAGGCGCCUCAGGUAUCAUGAUUGUCCUGGCAUGCGGUCAUGGCGCACAACCACCCGGCGGCAUCGAGCAUAUGGAAGCUUGGUGGUUGUCUGAGAAGGACUGCAGGGAGGAAUGGUAUUUCAAAAUGCUAGCCUGGACCGUUUGGGACCAUGUCGACCUAGCCUUACGAUCAAAACGCAAAAGCGAUCACAGAACCCUGGAUAUCACUGUGCCAGCACCCGUUAACGCUUCGGUUCCGGUCUCACUGUUCCGACAGAGAUUCAGCGCGGCCGAUGGUACCAUCACGGUUUCCAUCAUGCGGGGCAACCUCAGCUACGGCAAAGAAAUGCAACCUGCACUUGUACGAAGAGCCAAGUCACGUGGCGAGACCACUUCGACCCGUUCAUUGACCAACCCACCACACGAGUGUUGGUAUGGAGCUUCGCUCAAUGUUUCAGUUGUUGCUUACUGA